AUGUCGUUAUAUUCAUUAAUUGUAAAUGUUGCAGCCUCACCCAGCGGCACAGACAAGGCAGCCUCACCCAGCGACACAGACAAGGCAGCCUCACCCAGCGACACAGAUAAGGCAGCCUCACCCAGCGACACAGACGAGACAGCCUCACCCAGCGACACAGACGAGACAGCCUCACCCAGCGACACAGACGAGACAGCCUCACCCAGCGACACAGACGAGACAGCCUCAACCAGCGACACAGAUAAGACAGCCUCACCCAGCGACACAGACGAGACAGCCUCACCCAGGGAUACAGACGAGACAGCCUUACCCAGCGACACAGAUAAGGCAGCCUCACCCAGCGACACAGACGAGACAGCCUCACCCAGCGACACAGAUAAGGCAGCCUCACCCAGCGACACAGACGAGACAACCUCACCCAGCGACACAGACGAGACAGCCUCACCCAGCGACACAGACGAGACAGCCUCACCCAGCGACACAGACGAGACAGCCUCACCCAGGGACAGAUAA
Messenger RNA from Procambarus clarkii (red swamp crayfish), 513 nucleotides. NCBI's taxonomy places the organism in Eukaryota, Metazoa, Arthropoda, Malacostraca, Decapoda, Cambaridae. The record is from RefSeq and is a predicted model, not a curated record.